Orbilia oligospora ATCC 24927 is the source of this 3993-nucleotide messenger RNA. RefSeq lists its product as uncharacterized. The transcript has 12 exons. Gene Ontology annotation, molecular function: polygalacturonase activity. The coding region runs from base 1 to 3993 and encodes 1330 amino acids. The record is from RefSeq and is a predicted model, not a curated record. Lineage: Eukaryota; Fungi; Ascomycota; Orbiliomycetes; Orbiliales; Orbiliaceae.
AUGGUGGAUAACGAACGAAAUACCCACCAUGCGGCACCAGACAAAUCCCUUUUGAAUGGGCCAGCCGUCUCCUGGCAAAACCUGACAUUCAUUCGAAAAGUCAAGAACCCAAGAGCUCUUCUGGGUAGCUUUCCUCCCGAAAUCGAUCCUGUUGAUGAGUAUAAUACGCUACCAACAAAUGGAACGGAGGAGGGGCAUCUGGAACGAAGGGCGACUACUUCAUACUGGUUGGCCAAUGUUCCACAGGGAAAUAUGCCACUUGCACCAAGUGGAUAUAAAUUCUUCCGCAACGUGCAGGAUUAUGGUGCAAAAGGAAACGGCAUAAGUGAUGACACAGUUGCCAUAAAUAAAGCGAUAGUUGAUGGUAGUCGUUGUGGCCAAAAGUGUGGAUCUACUACUGUCCUAGGUGCUAUGAUAUAUUUUCCUCCGGGUGUCUAUAUGGUUAGCGCACCUAUUAUACAAUACUAUUAUACGCAGUUUAUCGGAGAUGUUACAAGCCCACCUACAAUUAAAGGAUUUAGAAACUUUUCGGGAAUUGCCUUAAUUGAUAAUGAUCCGUAUAUUCCUGGCGGCAAUGGCGACGAGUGGUAUAUAAACCAAAAUCAAUUCUACCGACAAAUUAGGAAUUUCGUUAUGGAUCUCACGCUUAUGCCUAGCAAUAAUACGCAAGGGGACCAGACUUAUUUUCCAACAGGCAUCCACUGGCAAGUAGCCCAAGCAACCUCACUGCAGAAUAUCGUUUUCAACAUGCCUGUUUCUACGUCAGAAGGAUCUACGAAGCAUGUGGGUAUUUUUAUGGAAAAUGGCUCAGGCGGCUUUGUGGGGAACCUGACUUUCAAUGGUGGAAAUAUCGGAUUCAGAGCAGGUUCUCAGCAGUUUACAGCCAGAGACCUUACGUUCAAUCAAUGCUUGACAGCGAUUUCGAUGGUUUGGGAUUGGGGCUUCAACUGGCAGAAUAUAGUUGUGAAGUCUAGCAAAGUAGGAAUAAAUUGUUCCGAUUUUGGUGGUGCCGAAAAUCAAGGCAUUGGUUCAAUUGCAGUGAUCGACUCGUACUUUUCGAACGUGGAGAAGCCUAUUGUCACUCGUUCAGGCGGAGUGGCUCCACAGAUUGUUCUUGACAACUUGCUAGUUGACCGUAGCACAAGAGACAUAAUUUAUGGCUCAAAUGGUGAAACCAUCCUGGCCGGAUCACCGAGCGGAGCUCCCAUUUCUAUAAGAUCAUGGGCAUCUGGUCGCAGAUAUACCAGUACAAAUGGCAAAGGGACCGUAGUUACCGGACUGGUUGACCCAGCGCCAUCGAAACCAGCAGUUCUCCUCGACUCAAGAGGGAAAUGGUUCACGCGAACCAAGCCACAAUACGGAAAUUUAGGUGCCAGCGAUUUUCUAGUUGCAACAAACAAUGGCGUUAAGAAUGAUGGUACAGGAGACCAAACUUUGGCCAUUAAUAGGUUACUAGCCGGUGCUGGUGGGAAAGUGGUUUUCUUCCCUGCAGGUAUUUACCAGGUUAGCGGUACUGUCUUCGUGCCUGUUGGUACCAGAAUGGUCGGAGCAGCGUGGUCGCAAAUCAGGGCUACUGGUUCGUAUUUUGGAGAUGAGAAUAAUCCCAAGGUCGUGGUGCAAGUUGGAACUCCUGGUGAUAGUGGAGUCAUUGAAAUCUCGGAUAUGCUUUUUACUGUUAAGGGCGCAACAGCAGGAGCUAUUCUGAUGGAGUGGUGGGUUCACGAAAGCACACAAGGGUCAGCUGCUAUGUGGGACUCUCAUUUUCGAGUGGGCGGUGCUUAUGGUAGCGACCUUCGGAUGGCAGAAUGUCCCAAAGGAAGUGUUUAUAAUGAAUGUAAAGCGGCUUCUAUGUUGCUUCACCUACAGCCAGGAUCGUCUGGCUAUUUUGAGAACAUCUGGGCAUGGACCGCCGACCACGACUUGGAUACGCCAGUGACCGGCAAAGACACUUCAGCGACUCAAAUCAGUAUCUUCAGUGCUCGUGGCAUCCUUAUAGAAUCUCAAGGCCCAACAUGGCUCUACGGUACUGCCUCGGAGCAUAAUGUCCUGUAUCAGUAUCAGCUGUUAGGUGCAAAAAACAUUUACUUGGGCCAUAUCCAAACUGAGACUCCCUAUUAUCAGGCUGUGCCCGGAUCACCAGCACCAUUUGUUACAGACCCAAAAUCAGCCAGUGGAGUAUCAUUUUUUAAAGACGAUCCUACGUUUGCAGAUUGUCAACCUCUUUCAUUCUGUGCAGAGGCAUGGGCGUUGCGAAUCUUGAAUUCGACGGAUAUCUUUAUUUACAGUGCAGGUCUCUAUAGCUUUUUCCAAAACUACAAGUUGGACUGCAACCCUUUUGAGAGGUGUCAACAAAGACUGUUUCAAACCUCAUACUCUCAAGGCCUCUGGAUAUAUAAUAUAUUCACUAAAGGUGCUGUCGAAAUUGUUAGCCCUCUUGGAGGAAUUCCUCCUCUCCGCAGCAAUGAUACAAAUAAGAAUAGCUAUACGACUGAGAUUAGCGUAUGGCUGCCUCUGGCCCUCCUUGGGUCUAGUAUUGGUCAACCAUCGGAUGGCUCUGGCGGUUCUGGAAAUGUCUUCAUUGAUCCCAAAGUGUGGUCAAGCCAGAAUCCGACAGUUACCUGCAAGGCUCCCUGCACGCUCAUCCUUCCACCAAAAACCCUUUCAACCACGACGACCAUUUUCAUACCGCCAACGACUGUGACCUUUUCAGACACUUUUUACACUACAGGAACUACAACCGCGGACGGGACAAUCUUUACUACUACUGAUCAAACAGUCAUAUAUUUGACGAGUACAAUUACACCGAAACCUGUGACAACCAACAAGAUCAAUGUUUGGGCAGUGACAAUACCGUCAUAUGCAGUCGGUCCCUAUACAAUUGAAAUGACUAGUAGCAUAGAUCAAACUCCCAUCGUCAUUACGCGGACAAAAACGCCACCUAGUACUCUUACAAAUACACCGAGAACAUCUGUUAUCACUGACCCUUCUGUGACCACAACGACAAUCUAUUUGACACCAUACCCACCUACAACAACAUCGGGCGGCGACACCGACCUUAACACAACACCGACCACCUGGACAGAUGGUCCUCCAGGGCCUUCUUGUACAGCUGGUUGCGGAUCUCCGUGCUUUCUCUGGUGUCUCUUUGGUUGGGGCCCAACUUGCUUGCUUUGCCCCCCUCCGUGGUGCCUUGGUUGUCCUCCUAUAGGAGGUGACAAUGGGGCUGGUGGAGGCGGAGGUGGAGGUGGCGGCCCAGAUGACCCAUCCAAAUCAUGCAAAACUGUCACUGCUACAUCAUGUUUAACUCUUUGCAACCCAAGCAGCUGUACCUCCACUACUUGUUCUCCAGUGGUCCAGUGCUCCGCGACCAAUACAGCAACAACCACAACCAAUGGAGGCCCUGAGGCGACACCUCUGUCGAUCGAAGAUUGGGAGGCUUGGAAAGGUUUCCCAGGUCCUACUGGCGCAGCUCUUGGUCCCUUUGCGGCAGCCCAAGGUGCAUGGGUUGCUGGAAUAAUGAGGGGAUUGACCAACGGGGGGCCCAAUCCUACUAUUACAACACCACCAACCCCAAGGCCUUCUACUUUUUCAGUGAUACAAGUGACAACUUCUCAAGUCAACAUUUACGUUGAGGUUGAAUGCUUCUCUGUAGGUUGCCCAAGUCGCCAUUUGUGGAAUAACUAUUAUGCAUAUACCUAUCUCGAUCCCGAUCCGGGCUCUAUUGACGUAUGCACCGCGCCGGUAACUCAUCUCGACGCUACAAAUGCAGCGAUACCAACCUCGCUCCCUAACGUGAGUGUCUUUGGCGAUUUGUGUAAUUAUGUUCAAACAACGCCAUGGAGCUCAGUCAAUGCGGGUGCUACCAUAGGCUUACUGGCUUGUGACACGAUUGGUUAUAUCUAUUGCACAAAGCUUGAUCAAACCCACACUUGCAACGGGCAACUUGACCGACACCGUCAUGUCGCCGCAUGUGCCCGAGCUACAAAUAAUUAG